Pelodiscus sinensis (Chinese soft-shelled turtle) is the source of this 3673-nucleotide messenger RNA. The record is from RefSeq and is a predicted model, not a curated record. Lineage: Eukaryota; Metazoa; Chordata; Testudines; Trionychidae.
CUUGACAAAUUCCCACUGAAUGUUAACAUUCUAUGUGCCUCUCUGAGGGUCUACAAAGUGGAACCAAACAGUGGAAUAUUGGGGAUUUUCAAGGAUAGAGAUGAUCCAUGAGAAGAUUUCUCAUGGGGACCUGAAUUCAAAAGCUGGAAUAUAAUAUUCAAUAUUGAAUACAAAAAAAUCUACACAAGGAAAUUUAUUUAGGAAAUGCCCAUUUUACUAUUGCCGAUGCAACUUUAAUUAUGUCCCCUUGUGAGUCUAACCUUUGCACUGAGUGAGGUAGGGAUUCUCUGUGUGGUAGGGUGGGGGAGGAAUGAAUUGUACAAUAAAGUGUAUCAUAAUAUAAUUGCAUAAGGAAGCACAAGUAAGGUGCAUAGGGAACCAUAAAUUUGGCCUUUCGUAACCUGUGAGUGCUUGACUCUGCAACCUUUCUUUGAAUGCAAGCUUUUUUAUCUAAUUUCAUUGGUGUUUUUCAUUAAAGGAAAAAGAUGACAACCAAUUGGACACACAAAUUCGAACUCCCAUGCCACUCCCUUCCCCACCACCAAAAAACCCCCAACCAGAUAAACCCAUUAUGCAUUAUUAGUAGGGUUUGAACCCUGAACCGUCAGCACUCUAGCACAGAAAUCUACUACCUAAGAUACAGGAUGAACUUGAGACAGGACAAGACUACUGUCUUAAAAGGAAGAUAAACUGCAGGCGUACUUGUUUUGACUUUCUCCCUAUCUGACUUCCCAUCCCAGAAGGUAGGGUCCUUCCUCAUGUGGUGCCCUCAGGUAGGGAUGGGCUGCUGGGCCACAUCCAGCAUUCAGAAUGGUUACUUAAGAGGAGUCCAGCCCUGUAUGCCUAUGCUAGGAGUUGGUUAAACUGUACCAGGAGAUGCUUGCGAAGGGAAGGAUCAGAUGUUUUGCCUCGUACUUGGUCUGGAGAGUGCAGGGAAAGGCAGCCUGGCCCUGUUGCAUCAGCUGCUUCAAGUAAGGCACAUAUGCUGCUGUUUUGGUAAUAAUGUGAGACAGGGUUGUCCCUAGUGGGGUGCAGGACCUAGGGCAAUCCCUUCCGGUACCAAAGGUGCAGGAUCUGGGACAACCUUCUCUGUCCCCUGCUUUACCAAACAGCACCUCCUCUCCUGAGCCCCGGGAUCACCACCGCAAGUGGAAUGCAUUGGGGUGGGUGAUGGGUGGCAGAGUGGAACAGGCUGCUGGCUCACUCCAACUCCCACUGUAGUGACUGCAGGAUGCUGACCCCUGCUGCCACCCCGUGCCAGGCCUCCUGGGCCCUGUGGACUUUUAUAACAGUCAGAAGUGUAAUUUGCCCUUCAGCUAUGCUCACUUCUUUACUGUUGGUUGGAAGUGAGCAACAUCCACCCUGAUUUAAUUAGCACUGAUGUUACACACCCAUCUCUAUGUAUCUACCUUUUUUUUCACUUUGUUCAUCUCAGGAAGUGAGUUGUAUUUCAUGAAAGCUUACGCUCUAAUAAAUUUGUUAAUUUUUAAGGUGCCACCAGAUUCCUUGUUGUAUUCGCUGAAACAGACUAACAUGAAACCUUUAUUUUUAGUAGCAGAGGACAAAAGAAGUGGGAGGUGGAUUCUAGGGGGGAAAUGGGCAACAAUUAUCAAAAGCAAAAUAUAUUUCUAGUGAUUUAACCUGGAUUACAACAAAGUAUCAGAUUCUGGAAUUCCAAAGCAACUUCAGAUCUGAUACUCCAGUUAUACUAAUUAUUUUCCUUAAUUUAGACUCUAGACAACAUUUCCCACUUCAGCACAAAUUGCUUCUGUUAAACACCCAAUGGAGUUUCAUUACACCCUUGAUAAUAACCUCCUAACUCCAGAGCAGAGGUCCUUUUAUGAUGAAAAUGGUUAUAUACUCAUUAAAAACCUGGUUUCUGGUGAAGACAUCGAGCGUUUCAGAAAUGAGUUUGCAAAGAUCUGUAAAAAGGAAGUACAAGUGCCUGGCUUAAUCAUAAUGAGGGAUGUGGCCAUUGCUAAGUCAGAGUUUAUUCCAGAUCAAAAAGCAGUUACUAAGAUACAGGAUUUUCAGGAAGAUGAAGAGCUCUUCAGAUAUUGUACCUUGCCACAGAUCCUAAAAUACGUUGAGUGCUUCACAGGGCCAAACAUCAUGGCCAUGCACACGAUGUUGAUAAAUAAACCUCCAGAUUCUGGCAAGAAGAGCUCUCGCCAUCCCAUGCAUCAGGAUUUGCAUUAUUUUCCAUUCCGGCCUGCAGAUCUUGUUGUGUGUGCCUGGACUGCCAUGGAGAUGAUAGACCGCAGCAAUGGCUGCCUGGUUGUUGUGCCAGGAACACACAAGGGUUCCCUGAAGCAACAUGAUUACCCAGACUGGGAGGGUGGCGUUAACAAGAUGUACCAUGGGGUGCGUGAUUACAACAAAAACCUUCCUAGGGUUCACCUUGUUAUGGAGAAGGGAGACACCGUGUUCUUCCAUCCUUUGCUGAUUCAUGGCUCUGGAAUGAACAGAACUCAAGGCUUUCGGAAGGCUAUAUCUUGUCACUAUGCUAGUGCAGAUUGCCACUAUAUUGAGGUCAAGGGAACCAGUCAAGAAAACAUUGAGAGGGAAGUUUUAGAAAUUGCACACAGAAAAUAUAGUGUGAACAUGCCUAUCACCCUGAAGGAUAUUUGGAUGAUCCGAGGGCGGCUUGUAAAAGGACAAAGAACUAAUCUUUAGAAGAGUUUUUGAUGGCAGAGAUAGAAAAAGAUGUGCCUGAGUGUUGUGUUCCCCGAUCAGAAAUCAUGUUCCUCAUAAAUUGGCAAUUGCUUUUUUGUUUAAAUUAUCCACAUAUUGCACUGAAUGUUCAUUUAUAAAUUCAUUGAUGUCCCACAAAAUAUAACAUGAGAACACUGAAGUUUAACAAUUUAGCAAAAAUACAUAUUUUAACCUGUUAACGACAGUAAAUAUUUCUAUUUUUGUAAUUUUAAAAAUAAUUUAUUUUAAAAUCAACUGUUUAUGAAGUGGAUGAGAACUCCCAGCAAAUCAGCUCUUUACUCAUCACUGUACUACUUAAGCACCAGUUUAAAUUCAAAUAUCUCUCUCCUGAUGUAUUUUGCGGCUGCUAUUAAUAUAAUUUUUAUGCGAACUCACGGCUCUACUGAGUCAACCCUGGGUGGAAAAGACCAGUUGCAUCAUCUAGCUCUUCCCCUUGUUGAAGCAUAACACUACAUUUUGUAGUCAUUUGCCUAGUUUAUUAAAUGUCUAAAGCAAUUGGGCUAUUACUAGUUCCAUUGGGAGACUAUUGUGGAAUCAAACAGAACUCAAUGUCAAGAAAUCUUUCCUGAUAUUUAGCCUACUUUUCCCAUCUUUAAUUUUCUACUAUUCCUCCGUAUUAUCAUACUAAAUAAUUCUUUUUUCCUUGUUACUUAUGCUUUAAAUCAGAGAUGGAAACCUUUUUUGGGUUGGAGGCCACUGAAAAGUAAGAAGCAAAAAAAAAAAACCAUUCCCCUCGCACGUCAGAGUCUAGGGGGGCCAGACUAGUAGAUUUUGUGCCCCUUCCAAGGUUUGGGGUAGGACAGAAAUGAGGGGUUCAGUGUGUGGGAGGGGGCUCCAAGUGUGGGGUCUGCAUGCAGGAGUGGUUUGGGGGUCGGUUCUGGGAGGGCAGUAGGGUGCUGGAGUGGGCUGGGGGUAGGAGAGCUGUGCAGGAGGUAGGUUCAGGAGCAGACUGGGGGUG